This is a messenger RNA of Rhopilema esculentum, 850 nucleotides long. RefSeq lists its product as uncharacterized. Gene Ontology annotation, molecular function: nucleic acid binding; zinc ion binding. The record is from RefSeq and is a predicted model, not a curated record. Lineage: Eukaryota; Metazoa; Cnidaria; Scyphozoa; Rhizostomeae; Rhizostomatidae.
GAUCGUUCCUUUCUCGUAAGUCCGACAAGUAUCACCAGUGUGUGAAGAAGCGCCUCCUGUUUGACUGCCCUGUGAAAUGCUCUGAUAAAACCAACCUAUCUGAAGAUGCCUGGUUGUUACAAGUGUGGGAAACCCGGUCAUAUAUCGCGGGAUUGCACAGCGUCAGAAAAAUCAUGUUAUCGAUGUGGGACAUAUGGUCACAUCUCCAAAGACUGCCCACUAACUGGUUCAGGAAGCGAUGACUUUCUUUGCUACAAGUGUCAGAAGAGUGGACACAUUGCCAGAAACUGCCCAGAAGAGAAUAAUGAUGAGACAGAAGAUACCCGCUCUUGUUAUCGAUGUGGUUGUGUUGGUCACAUUGCCCGUGAAUGCCCCAAUCCCAGCUCCUCAAGAGACAAUGAUUCUUGGAGUAGGUGCUACAAGUGUGGUGAUUCAGGCCAUCUUGCCAAAGACUGUACUGAUGAAGAGGGAGAGAAGUGCUACCGUUGCAAAGGGACAGGUCAUAUUGCCAAAAACUGUCCCAAUGCUGACAGCACAAAGGAAGAAUGCUACUACUGCUACGAAACUGGUCACUAUGCUAGAAACUGCCCAAAGAAGAACAGUGAGGACAGCAAGUCAUCUGUUCAAUGCUAUCGCUGCCAUAAGUCUGGUCAUUAUGCACGUGACUGCCAGAAUGAUUCACAAGAUAAGUGCUAUCAUUGUGGUGAAAAGGGACAUUUCGCCAAGGAAUGCCCAAGUAAAGACUAGUGAUAUUCUUUGUACAUUCAAAUGAUGAAACUUCCUUCUAAGCUUAUAUUUUCAUACUUGUAAGUAUCAAGGGAAGAUAAAAUUAAAUGGUUUCGCUGCCUAA